Pyricularia oryzae 70-15 is the source of this 471-nucleotide messenger RNA. RefSeq lists its product as uncharacterized. The record is from RefSeq and is a predicted model, not a curated record. NCBI's taxonomy places the organism in Eukaryota, Fungi, Ascomycota, Sordariomycetes, Magnaporthales, Pyriculariaceae. Bases 1 to 471 code for a protein of 156 amino acids. The transcript is spliced from 2 exons.
AUGCAAUUCCCAUCCGCUCUCAUUUUCGGCCUUUUGCUCCAAUCCGCUCUCGCUGAACCUAAACAGAAUACCGGGCGGCCAGGUGAAUGUCCACCCGGUCAAAUUCCUCGUGUUAAUGGCGAAUGCCCAACCGGUUCGUUUGGUGCUUCUGGUGGCACAUGCCCUGCUGGUACGGUGCCUCCUACAGAUGGCAUAUGCCCCGAUGGUCAUCAGCCUUGCAACCUAGAAGGAGGUCAUCUAUCGAAGCGAUAUGAAGGCAUGGACCAAAGCCUUGUUCGACGUGACGGUGGCAUAAUAGCGACUGUGGGGUGCCUUGUCGUUUCCACUUUGUGUUGUUUACUGUGUUGCUGCGGACGACCCAGAGGAGGGCAUAGUAACGAUGGAAGCCAUGGACGCAGUUAUCGCGCGGGAUAUCGCUCGGGAUAUACAGAUGGGUGCUUUACAUCCGAAAUCGCUUCUGAUUGUAUGUAG